CAGAACUAAAGCUUGGAUCGUCCAGGAUCAUCCAGUCCAGUUGUCUCUCUGACAAAACAGUUCCGUUUCAACCGGAAGUGGGUUCCAACACCACGCUUAGCCGGAAGUUAGCAGGCGCCGUCCUUCCUGUGCACAUAGCCUAUUUAACCCUGGUUCAGCGCCAUUGGAAGGACGUUAUUUUUAUCGUUGCAGCGGAGACGGUAUCUUUUGGACGACAUACAGAAAUUAUGGAGAUGCCAGAAAGUACAAAAAGGAGGACAAUAUUGGCAAAAGUGGGGGAACAUUUGCUUAUGCUCGAAAAGGAGCAUUUAAGCACGUUGCCUUUUGCUAUUAUUGACUUUAUAAAUAGAGGAUUGGCAGUGAUUCCAACCAAAUGGUUUACCGGGCCUGAGGAGGAUGAAUGCUACUGGCCACCAGCAAGAGUUAACAUUGCAAAGGCGGUCAUAGAGCAACAGGACCCCCACCCUGACUGGGCAACAUACAAGUUGUCUGUCAAGAGAAAAGCAGCAACGUACGAGAUAGCCCAAAUAAAAUUGUUUGAGUUUGAACAGAACACAGAUGUACCGACAGGAUCUGAUUUUGCGGAGAACAUGGGAAGGGGGAAGCGCAAAAAGAGGUCUAGGAGAGAGAUUUUGUCCAGCGAGGAUGAAGAUGAUGAUAACCCUUUACCUCCACUGCCUCCAUCCAUCCUCAGGUCAACCACGUCACCACCCGAAACCCCGCAAAUGCAAAUAAGGGACAGUAUGUUGUUUGUUCGCAUCCUGACACUCCUUGAGGAACUCAAAGAAACCAUUCAAGUUCAUGGAAGGAUGCUACAAACCCUGACACAGCAUGGCGACACCCUUUCUUUCGUCCCAGAGGGUUUCCCCCUAAAGACAGUUGGGGAGGUCGAAGUGAUGGAGGAAAAAUU
Messenger RNA from Fundulus heteroclitus (mummichog), 910 nucleotides. RefSeq lists its product as uncharacterized. The record is from RefSeq and is a predicted model, not a curated record. The annotation marks the transcript as partial. The transcript has 5 exons. Lineage: Eukaryota; Metazoa; Chordata; Actinopteri; Cyprinodontiformes; Fundulidae.